UCGACCGGUGUCGGUUGGUCCCCACUUUCCUGAGUGUUGCUUCCUGUGAAGUGGUCUUAUUUACCUGAGUUUUUGAAAAACUAAGAGCAGUGGGGGAGUAACGGUCGACGUAAGUCGUAAAUUCACGGUGCUUUUGGUUUCCACUAAUCGCGGUGUAAUUGAAAACCCUAAUGAGUUACGAUUGAUAGCAACAAUUAUAAGCAUAAUUGUGAAGAGUUUUGUACAUCCAGGUGGAGGCUGUUGUUGGUGGUUAAAGUUGCCAGUUACUUUAAAAGGCUGAGCUAUAAAAUAUGAUGUAAUAACCUUUCUGUAAAACAACGUAAAUCUGGUACAAAUACCGAUCAUUAUCGGAUGUUCGGAGAUUUUUAAGGUUGGUGGCUGAUGCGUUUUUAGAUAUGUGGCCAAUUACAGAUUUAUCUGCAUGAUGGCAACCUUGUUGGGGGUAUUACUUAUCGGUGAACAAUUCAUAUGCUGAUGAAAAGUUUAUAAUAAAUGUGUUCAAAGAAGGAUAAAAUCGUGAAGCUGGGAAAAAAAUGUGCAUGAUAAAUUAAAAUUGUGAGAUGAUUAGGUGUGCGAUGGAUUGCGCCAUGGUGAAUAAUAACAGUUAAAUUAUGCGGUUUUCAGAAUAUAACAAAAAAUGUGUGUUGGAAAAAGGAUUCAGUGACUGCGAGUUUGCGACGGACCAUUGGAAUUGUACAAAGUAUGACAGAUCGAAAAAUGUUCUUCGACGGUGAAAAGAUGCUACGCGAGGAGGAGGUGUUCACGUUUUGCGUCAAGUAAAAUCAACACGGCUUCUGCUGCUGUCGGCGAUUUCCGGUGUUUGGGUACAGAAAAUCAUCGUUCGAUCCGACAAUAGGCUGCUGGCUGUAAAAAUAUGCGUUCAAGUACGAAUUGCUGCUGUAGCCCCUGAGGAUGCUAGGAAUAAUCAGCCGAAAUAUUGAAGAAGCAAAAAGAACUAUCUAUUCGCUUGGCUUGUUUAUGGGUGUUUGGGAUAACCGAAGCCAACAGUGAUUAGUGGUGUACCUUCAAGCGAACGUGCUAAAUUGUGUUCGGUGCUUGUAGGCUCCAGGGGAUUGGAAUCUGUGAGAGUGUGUGUGCGUGUUUGACCCCAAAAUGAGUGACAUAGUUGAACUGGAACGCUUAAUCAACUGUACUCAAACGAGCACCCAGCGGUUUCCGUGGUCCACCGAGUACAACGCCACAGUGAUUGGUGAAUUUAACCGGAGUGAAAUUCUCGAUGUUCUAGGCGAGAUGAUUAUGCGGGCCAGGAACCAUCCUCCAACGGGAACCGAUUCGAUGACGCUUAGAGAAUUCAUCACCGAGUGUUUGUUUCCGUCAACGAAGAGCCCGUAUGAAUUGCCCUGGCAACAGAAGAUGGCCUGGGGUGUCGUGUUCGGUGCAAUGCUGCUGGUGGCCAUCACCGGGAAUUGUAUCGUGCUGUGGAUCAUUUUAGCCCAUCGCCGGAUGCGGACCGUCACCAAUUACUUUCUUCUAAAUCUGAGCGUGGCCGAUCUGCUCAUGUCGUCACUCAACUGUUCCUUCAACUUUAUCUUCAUGCUCAACUCGGACUGGCCGUUCGGGGCGAUUUACUGCACCAUUAACAACUUUAUGGCCAACAUGUCCGUGGCGUCAUCCGUGUUCACGCUGGUGGCCAUCUCGCUGGAUCGAUAUAUUGCCAUUAUGCACCCAUUGCGGCACCGAACGUCUCGCAAGAAGGCUCGCCUGUUCCUGCUUAUCAUCUGGGUCCUUAGCUGUGUGCUGGCUGCGCCCUGCCUGAUGUAUUCGACUGUAAUGACGAAGCGUUAUCACAAUGGAAGAACGAGAACUGUUUGCUACAUGCUCUGGCCGGAUGGACGCUAUCCGACCUCGAUGGCAGAUUAUAUCUACAAUCUAGUGUUUCUGGUGCUCACCUACGGCAUUCCGAUGCUAAUCAUGAUCGUGUGCUAUUCGCUUAUGGGUCGAGAGCUCUGGGGCAGCCGAUCGAUCGGAGAACACACCGACCGCCAGCUGGAAUCGAUGAAAUCAAAGAAGAAGGUCGUCCGUAUGUUCAUCAUUGUGGUCACUAUUUUUGCUAUCUGCUGGUUGCCCUAUCAUCUGUUUUUUGUAUAUGCCUAUCAUAACAACCAGAUGACUUCAUCUAGCUACGUGCAGCAGCUGUACCUGGGCUUCUACUGGCUGGCCAUGUCCAAUGCGAUGGUCAAUCCCAUCAUCUAUUACUGGAUGAACGGCAGAUUUCGAGUAUACUUCCAAGAGAUCAUAUGCUUCUGCUGUCUGCAGCUUAUCAACACCCGCAUGCAGGACGGCGGCCCGCCGGGUGUGCUGCUCAACAAGAACUCCAACUCCGAACUUGGUCGGUACCGGUCCUACCGGCAGCGAUCGUUCUCGGUGCGAUGGCGCCCGCAGCAGUAUCACAGUGCCGAGGAGUACCGGUUGCGAACGGGGCCCGCUGGUCCACCGCAGAAUCAACGGAAUCAUCUACUGCACACCGGACCCUGCCGUUCGGUGGUCAGUGUGGUUAACGUUUUGGAUAGCAACAACAAAGAGCAACAGCAGCAGCAGCAGCAGCAGCAAAUGUCACUAGAUUCGACCGCACUGGGUGCAAGAAUUCCGCCAGACACCACUUCCGACCUGCAAGCGCUAAACUUUCUACCCCGGUUGCCGGAUUCAGCGCAGGAUCUGGUGCGGCACCGGGAGCAUUCGUCCAGCAGCCAUGCCAGCCACGAGUACUCUUGACACCCACAGUACGAUUAAGCGGCCAGGCAGGGCCGGGAGCAGGUGACACUCGAUGGGUGCUUUAGUGUUUAGGAUAUUGUUAGGAAGGCUAUGCCUUUUCGUUGGCUGUUUAUUUGAUCUGUUGUGGACUAUGAGGUGAAUGAGUGACAACAUAUUCUGGAGAGAUGACAACGCUCUCUUAGUACAAUCGGAACGAGGUCAAGUGCGGACAGAGGUUUUUAAAUCGAAUUUAAAUUGAUAUGGAAUCGAAAUUUGCAGUGUUGGGCAUGAAGUGGUUAGCGAAAUGUUCCGUGCUCGUAAAUCAUCCGCUGCCUAACGAAAAAGAAAUGCACCAUACACUUAGAGACCAUACUUUGGUGCAUCCUUUACAUAACUAGAAAAAAAAAUUGUUAGUAUCGCGGAAGUAUACAUCACAAAAUAUUUGUUACGAUUUCGCGCUGGUUAGCCAGAGAUUUCAUAUUUUCUGCGAGAGUGUACGAAAAAGGGAACGUGGAAUUCAACAUGUAGUUAUCUAUGCUAAUACAACGAACAUUCUCCCCACAAAGUAGCGGAAAAUUAUUCAGACAAAGUUUUACGACAUUCAAAACGAACAUUGAUUGUGCAAAAAAAGGAACUAAAGAAUUUCAAUCAGAAAGUUUGAGCAUUUUAUUUAUUCAUUCCAUCGUUAAAAUGCGUAUGUAAUACAAAAGUUGUUCAUCGGAUUAACUGUGAAGCAUGGUAGAGUAAAACUCUCAUGCUUUAAAGAAAUUUCUUAUUAUCCUGACGGAAAGUUUCCACCACCACGAAGUUUGCACAUUUGUGGCUUCUAUUUCCGGCUACGAUCAGCUUGAACAGAAAGUUCGAGAAUCAUUUACAUCUUCCAAAGCACGUUUCGGAUUAUUUUUCGGGUUUUUAACCAAGCGAAAAAUGAUGAUGGUGGAGAGUAAAGUGAGUAUCUAGGUAUAUGUUCCUAGCCGAGAAGUGCACAGCAAACAGGGAUUACGCAAAUCUGAUUGAGUUCUCCAUUGCAGUUGUUGCAAGCAAAUGCAUUAGCAUAAUAUAUCUAACAUUCGGUGGUAAAAUCAACUCUGUCGUGAUUUCUUUCCAGCUUUUCUACAGCAUGCUGGAAAAGAGCUGAAGUUUUUUCAGCGGAGCAAAUAAUUUCGAAUAAAAAAAAGUUGUAGUAUACAUGUUCAUUCGAAUGCGAAGCAGGAAAAACUGUCUUCAAUAGCAGACGAAAGAACUAGUAAAAAAGUGAAACCGACCGCCACUAUCGGUAUUUGUGCUAUAGUUCUAUAGAGAAAGAUAUUUUAAAAGUGAAAUAUUUUCAAUGUAUCGAGGAAACAUGGAAAAAUGGAACUGAGCAAAACCGAAAGUUAUCUUGAAGUAAGAACAAAAGAACCCUCCCCUCUUCAGAGAUAAGCUACAAAUUUCAAAAACCCCUGGUAAAAUAAUAAUGCUUGUGGAAUGCGGAAAAAAACUCGGCACCCAUAAAGUGCUGAUGAAGAAACCUUCAGUUGUUGUUGAAUCACGAUUUAUUACAUAAAAUAAAAUGUUGAAUGAUUUUGUAAUAAGCUAGUUAUUACUCUAAUUUCAUUGCUUAGCGGUAAAAUUGAUAAAAAGUUUCAAUAACAAAUUGACGCCAACAAUGUAUCAAUUACAUGCAAGCAUUCCUAACACAAUCGACGUGAAUGGACACCAACCCCCUGUCCCUGUGAUAUUCUCUGUAUCAAUAUCGGAAAAAAAUUGACAGUGACUCCCCGUCCCAAUAGGUCAAUUUAUUCUUGCUUCCAUGAGCUUAGACUAAUAUGAUGUCUCGAAGGUAAAAGUUUUCCGAAAAGUAUGAAGUAAUCCCCAUUCUUGAACAAUCCCCAAACCUGCUGUUAAAAUGUAUUAAAAACUGAUGUCUUGAAAGAAAACAUGCUGGUAAGGGUGCCAAUCAUCGUAUGGAAAAAAGUGACCAGAAAAUUUCAAAAAAAAAAAAAAAACCCUAUACAAAAUGUUCACCUGCUCGAAAAAACACCCUGUGCAAAAUUUCAGCUCAAUCGGACUUAAAAUGGGGUGGCGCAACGCGAUUGAAGUUUGGCCUUUUUGAAAACCGAAAAAUCACCCAAGGGGGGGGGUGGCUUUACAUGAAAUUUCGGUUUUCGAAAUUUUUGUUUGAUGCCAAAUGACUUAAAAACGCAUGAAACGUCGAAUUGGUGUCAUCUGAAAAAAUUUUUUUUGCAAAAAUCAACUCUGG
Messenger RNA from Wyeomyia smithii (pitcher-plant mosquito), 4954 nucleotides. It is a transcript of the gene TkR86C, whose product is annotated as tachykinin-like peptides receptor 86C. The record is from RefSeq and is a predicted model, not a curated record. Gene Ontology annotation, cellular component: plasma membrane. Gene Ontology annotation, molecular function: tachykinin receptor activity. Lineage: Eukaryota; Metazoa; Arthropoda; Insecta; Diptera; Culicidae. The coding region runs from base 1114 to 2733 and encodes 539 amino acids. Gene Ontology annotation, biological process: G protein-coupled receptor signaling pathway. The transcript has 11 exons.